CCAGCGCAUGCGCGGAGCGCGUCUCCUUGGCGCUGCGCGGAGGGCGAGCGCAGGCCUCAAGGAGGGAGAAGGGGGCAGCGGCGAUUGCCGCUUCUACCGGUGCCAUGUUCCUGUGCGCUCCCCUGCGGGCCGCCGCCGCGUGUUCGAUAAAGCAAAUCCGAUACUUACAUAGAACAGCAGUGCGCAGUGCCAGUGGAGGAGCCUUAUUUGUGCACAGAGAUACUCCUGAGAAUAAUCCAGAUACUCCAUUUGAGUUCACACCUGAAAACCAAAAGAGAAUAGAAGCAAUCAUAAACAACUACCCGGGGGGACACAAGUCUGCAGCUGUCAUGGCAGUACUAGAUCUGGCCCAAAGACAGCAUGGAUGGUUGCCCAUAUCAGCUAUGAACAAGGUUGCUGAAAUUUUAGAAAUGCCUCCCAUGAGAGUGUAUGAAGUAGCAACCUUCUAUACAAUGUACAAUCGCAAACCAGUUGGGAAAUACCACAUUCAAGUCUGCACUACCACACCUUGCAUGCUGCGAGACUCUGAUAGUAUUUUAGAAGCCAUUAAGAAGAAGCUUGGUAUAAAAGUUGGGGAAACAACACCUGAUAAACUCUUCACACUGAUAGAAGUGGAAUGCUUAGGUGCUUGUGUAAAUGCACCAAUGGUACAAAUAAAUGACAAUUACUAUGAAGAUUUGACACCCAAAGAUAUUGAAGACAUAAUUGAUGAGCUAAAGGCUGGCAAAGUUCCCAAACCUGGCCCAAGGAGUGGCCGUUUUUCUUGUGAGCCAGCUGGUGGCCUUACUUCUCUGACUGAACCACCCAAAGGACCAGGUUUCGGAGUUCGAGCUGACCUCUAAAGAUUUUUGUAAUAUAAGAUGUACUGUCCAAAAAUAAUAAAGUCACUUUAAUAUCAGUAAA
Messenger RNA from Colius striatus (speckled mousebird), 903 nucleotides. It is a transcript of the gene NDUFV2, whose product is annotated as NADH:ubiquinone oxidoreductase core subunit V2. The record is from RefSeq and is a predicted model, not a curated record. Bases 105 to 842 code for a protein of 245 amino acids. Lineage: Eukaryota; Metazoa; Chordata; Aves; Coliiformes; Coliidae. Gene Ontology annotation, molecular function: NADH dehydrogenase activity. The transcript has 8 exons. Gene Ontology annotation, biological process: mitochondrial electron transport, NADH to ubiquinone.